AUGUCUACUUCUAUAAAAAAGAAUUCGACCUCACAAACGCUCCAAAAUCUUUACACACAUCGUACCGCUACUUCAGAACGUCCGUGUUUUGUCUGUGGUAAAUUCACGUCGGCAGUUCUCACAACUGGCAAUGGCUUGGAUUGGUUCUAUACUUGUGUCAGUCAUUUGAAUGACCGUGGUUUCGCUUCACCGGUGCCGCUAGUUGAACCAGAACCAGUUAAAAUAACGGAGCCAACUUCAAAAGGAGAAAAAGAGAAGGAAAAUGAAAAAAAAAAAGAAGGGAAAGACGAACAAAAAUUUGAAGAUAGUAAGGAGGAAAAAUGUGAAGAGAAGGGAGGUAAAGAAGUAAAACCUCCGUCAUUAUCCAUCAAGCCGAAACAAUACACUUUGCAUCGAGAUUUUUUUUAUCUGCGCGAAUCCAAUUUGAAAAAGAAACGACAAGAAAAAGAAGCACAGGAGAUGUUAAAGCAGCUGCCAAGUGUUCCGAAAAGUUCGUUAAAAUAA
This is a messenger RNA of Acaulospora morrowiae, 504 nucleotides long. The record is from the annotation of a GenBank genome assembly. Lineage: Eukaryota; Fungi; Glomeromycota; Glomeromycetes; Diversisporales; Acaulosporaceae.